Paramecium tetraurelia is the source of this 2112-nucleotide messenger RNA. RefSeq lists its product as uncharacterized. The record is from RefSeq and is a predicted model, not a curated record. Lineage: Eukaryota; Ciliophora; Oligohymenophorea; Peniculida; Parameciidae. Gene Ontology annotation, biological process: proteolysis. Gene Ontology annotation, molecular function: dipeptidyl-peptidase activity; metalloexopeptidase activity. Gene Ontology annotation, cellular component: cytoplasm. The transcript is spliced from 4 exons.
AUGGAUUAAUAAAAAGCACCAAUAAUAUCUUUAGAGGCUAAGGUAUCUGCAAUUGAAUGUCCAGCGUUCAAUUUACUAGAUGAGAAAAGCAAGCAUUAUGCCUACUAUUUCACAAGAGCUUGUUGGGCAGGUGCAAAGAUUUGUUACUUUUAAAGAUCAUAUGAGGCGCCAGGAUUAUUUUAUUUGUUGUAAAAGAUAUUUUAGAAGGAAUCAACAACAGAAGUUAGGGAUAAGUUGUUGGCCAAUGAAUUCACUGAAAACUAGGUUCAAUAAUUAUAUACCUAUAUCUCUGCAUUUUUCUAAAAUUGUGGAAAUUACCUAAGCUUUGGAGACUCAAAGUUCGUUCCUGAAUUACCUGUAGAAAAAUUCCAAUAAUUCUUACAAUUAUCAAAGGCAUAUUAAGAACAAUAGGAUGAGUUUACAAAAAUAUGGAAUUUAAUAGAAAAAUAUAUUUAUUCAUAUGAGAAACCAUAUGGAUUAUUGGAUUUACUUGAGAAGGGAGGAUCUAAUUCUUAUUACUCUCCAAACUUGAGUAAGGAAUUUAUAGAGGAAUUGGAUUAAUUCUUGCAUAAACAAAACUUAAGUGAAUUGAAUACUAGAGUGAUUUUGAAGGAGGACAGAGUGGAAUUAUUGGUAGCUUCAUCAGAGAGAUCAGAUGUCGUUGAAUUGGGUGAAGUGAAAGGAAAGAAAGUAUUCGCUAUCUAUGGUGACUUUAAAUCUUUCUUGAAUGGAGUGGCCACUAAUUUAAGAGAGGCACAGAAGUAUGCUGCCAAUGAGACUUAAGUUAAGAUGUUGGAGGAAUACAUUAAACAUUUCUAGAGUGGAGACAUUGAGUAACAUAAGGAGAGUUAGAAACAUUGGAUUCAAGACAAGGGACCAAUUAUUGAGACAAAUAUUGGUUUUAUUGAAACCUACUUAGACCCAAUGAAGGUGAGAGCAGAAUAUGAAGGAUUUGUAUCCAUUGUGAAUUAGGAGGAAUCCAAGUUGCUUGGAAAUUUAGUUGAAAAGGCAGAAGAUAUAAUCAAGGAUUUGCCUUGGCCAAAGGAGUUUGAAAUUGAAAAGUUCAGCAGACCUGACUUUACUUCAUUAGAAAUAUUGGCAUUUGCUUGUUCUGGCACACCAGUUGGAAUCAACAUACCUAAUUAUGAUGACAUUAGAUAGAAUUUAGGAUUCAAGAAUGUUAACUUAGGAAAUGUCUAUGGAAAACCAAAUAGAGAUUCAGUUAGAUUCUUAUAGGGAACAGACAUCGACUUGUUCAUUAACUAUUACAAAGAAUCCUUGUUUGUCGUCGUUGCAUUACAUGAGUUGAUUGGACAUGGAAGUGGCAAGAUCUUUAUGGAAGACAAAGAUGGAAAAUUGAAUUUUGAGAAUGUUACCAAUCCAUUCACCAAUGAAAAAGUGACAACAUUUUACAAACCAAAUGAACAUUGGCAUGCUAAAUUUGGAGAAUUGUCAGGUGCCUAUGAAGAAUGCAGAGCUGAUAGUGUAGCCUUGUAUCUUAGUACCUAUGAUGAUGUAGUGUAAAUUCUAGUGCCUGGAAAAACAAAAGAAGAAAGAGAUGAAAUUGUCAAGGCUGCUUGGUUAGACAUCAUCAUGGGAGCAUUGAAAGGACUUCAAUAUUAUUCAGCUGAAUAAUCAAAAUGGGGAUAACCACACAUCUUGGCUUCCUAUGUGAUUCUGUAAUCAAUCAUAUAGAAGGACCCAUCUUUCGUUCAAUUUGUCCAUUCAGAAUUUAACAAUAAACCUUACUUUACUGUUUAAGUGGAUUACAGUAAAAUCUGGACUGUUGGCAAAGAAGCUAUUGCUGACCUCUUAAAAGGCUUAUAAGUCUAUAAGUCAGUAGCUGAUGGAGAGAAUGGCAUGAAAUUCUUCAAUAAAUUCACUCAAGUCGAUCAAAAGUUCCUUUAACUCAGAGAAAUCGUUUUGGCUCACAAAUAACCAAGAAAGAUUGAGCUAUAACCAGAUGUUAAAUUAAAUAAUGGAUAAGUAGAACUAGUAGUCUUCCCAGAAUCACAUGAAGGUGUUAUUCAAUCACAUAUAUUCCAUUAUUAAUAGGAUGUUGAGGAUGUUAAGCAAGAGUUUUUGGAUAGAUAAUAAUAUUUUAAGAAUUGA